Messenger RNA from Xyrichtys novacula (pearly razorfish), 9899 nucleotides. NCBI's taxonomy places the organism in Eukaryota, Metazoa, Chordata, Actinopteri, Labriformes, Labridae. The record is from the annotation of a GenBank genome assembly.
AUGGCGAGGUCAAGGGCGAGGGUGUGCGCGUGCUGCUCGCUGAUGCUGCUGUGUUUGAUUGUGGUUAUUGUGUGCGUGGCUGUUCUUGUGAGGAAGAAGUGUCCAGAUGACACCUUUACUAAAGCUGCAGUGGCUGCAGACUCCAGGACAUGCUCGGAAAUUGGACGGUGAGUGACAUGAAACUCUUCAAUGAUGGUUCAGAAAGUCUCUGAUAGUUUUGGUGACUGUGCUCGAGUAAAUCAACACAUUAGGACUUUAACUUUCUCUGUAAGUGAGCAAAACUUUGCUCUCAGUAACACGAGAAUUAACAGUUUGAAAUAAUGGGGAGCAAAUUAAACUACGUGCGUGCGUAAUCAAACCAUUACGCACGAGUUCUGAUGUGAACCAACAACUCAUUAAACUUAUCCAUGAGUUAAAACUUUUACAAACUUUAUUUUUACAUGUGCUGUUGUUGGAAACUGUGAAAUCUCUCUUCCUUUUUUCGCCUCCUGAUCAUUUUAAUAUCAUGGAUGCUGAAUGUGAUUUACAUGGAGAGAGCUCAUGCAAAACAUAAACAGCCAUACCUGCACGCAGCAUAACGGAAAUGGAUCGGCAUGCACAGUAGUGAUAAGUGUGUAAUCUCACAGGGAUAUCCUUCAGAGGGGAGGCUCGGCGGUAGAUGGCGCCAUUGCUGCGUUGCUGUGCACCUCUGUCAUAAACCCGCAGAGCAUGGGCCUCGGAGGGGGGUCCAUAUUCACUGUCAUGGACACCUCUGGUAUCAACAAUCAGUCAUUAACUCUCUCAUACAUUAAGAUUAAAUGAUUGUCCUGCUGCGGAGACAUUUUUAAUAUUUAAUUCUCCUUUUUUUUCAAAGGUAAAGUGAAAAUAAUCAACUCCAGAGAGACCGUACCUCAGGAGUUUGACCCUGACCUGCUGAAAUCAUGUCCCAAGACCUUCCAGAUGAUGACAGGUACUGAUCCCGAAUACCAGAUAUUCAAACACCUUCAUACUUUUGGAGGGCAUGUCUGUUUUUUCUGCACUUGAUUGAAAUCACAGGUUACACGCAGGAGGACGCAGAGACAUGCUCCCAAAUAUUAACCUCUUCCUGGUGGAGUCAAAGUCUUUUAGGUCAGCUUCAUUAAACCCUGGACAUGAUUAAAUAUCUCCGUCUCACAUGUUGGGCUUCUUGUUAUAUACACACCAAGAACCACACAGGUCUGAUGUAUAGAGGCUGGCCCAGAGCUGAGAACUCAGCCAAGACCACACACGCUCCUGGAACAGGAGGCCUACACAAGCUAUUAAUCUUGUCAGGACAUGAACUUGUAAGCCUUUUUUGUAGGCAGAGGAGUUCAGCUGUAAGUGAUACAGCGAGGACGUUAUCAGGGAGGAGGAACUUUGUUUGGUGUACAGUAUCAGUUCAAUUUAAGACACACAAAUCAAUAUAUUUCUGUCAGUAAAGUUUAUUAAAGCAGGAAUCAAACCAACAACCUUUAAUGUGAGACACAACCAGUGGGCUGCUGACACAUUUCUGUGAGAACAGAUUUUAAUGGUUUGCAAAUCAGGAUGCAAUUUCAAGAUUUAACUUUUGAUUUUGUUGUACUUGGUUUGGUGGAGCUUCUCAGGGAUCUGCCAUAGCACCCAGGCACGACAAACCCACUCAGGGUCCUACAGAUUGGAGAAAAGAGAGAAUAAUAAAAAGUCAAAGGGGUGGGAUUUGGAAAACAAGAGUGAAAGAGGAGAAAGUGGUCAGAUUUUAAUUUAUAGGAAAGACGGAAGAGAUGCGAGUGAGGUGUGGCCUCAAUCCAGGAACUUUGCUGCAAACCUCACAAGAUAGAAAUGGUGUAAAGACAACCUAGCAAAUAUGGAAACAGAAAAUUUGUGUUUCUUUAUGGAAAAUAUUUGCUUGUUUUAAACGUAAUGUGAGCAACACAGUUCAAAAACUUGAGACAAAGCAGCAAAAUGAUCUUGAAUGUAAAAGUUGCAAGAAAUUCGGGGAUCCGGCUCAUUAUAAUAUCAUGAAAGAUUCAGAAGAUCAGGAUAAAUCUUUGUUUUAAAGAGACGAGACUGAAAACUAUUCAUGGAUGGCUGUGAUCUUCAGGCUCUCAGUCAACACAGACAUGACUCUUGAGUGGAGGUUACCGAAUCCUAUCCAAAAACUAGUCCAUGAACACAGUUUGUCGCUCCAUCCACAAAAAAACAAAGGGUCAAAACUGCAGUCAAAUUUUCUUUAUAUAGCCCCAGUUCCCAACAGUCGUCAUCCCAAGAUGCUUUCCAAAGAAAAAGAGCAGGUCUGUCACGCUCAUUGGAGGUCACAGUCUCUGCUCCAUAGAGGGAGGGACAACCCGGCUUGUUAUACAGGAUAUGCAGAAACUCAGACAAUGACUCUCUCAGGUGAGACCGUGGAUAUCUCAGGGGGACCAUGCAAAUACUGUAACCAUGAGUGCAGAUAAUAACCCAUCAUUGACACAAAGGUUUGAUAGACCUGUCUCAGGUUUACAGAGGUGUAAAAUAAAAGGAGGACUUUAGAAAAUGGUCGUCUUGACUUACCUGCACAUCUGUCCUUCUACUCCUCCAGGCACCCGGUGGGUCGGGGUCCCGGGAGAGAUCCGUGGUUAUGAGAUGGCACACAAGCUUUAUGGGAAGUUGCCGUGGGCGACCCUCUUUGAGCCGACCAUCAAACUGGCCAGACAAGGGUUUCCUAUCCCACAAAUCCAAGGUCGAUACCUCACCUAUCUCGCUACAAAUGAGACCGAGUCUCUACGGUAACGAACACACACACACUCUUCUGUAAAUCAAAAUUGACCCUUUUCUACAUUUAAGUGUGUCUAUCUGCCUGUUUUGACUCUUAGGAAGUUGUAUUCAGAUGAGAACGGGAAGCUGCUGCAGACCGGAGAUAUCAUAAAGUUUGAGAAACUGGCCGACACGAUGGAGGUGAUUGCCAAACACGGGGCGGAUGCUUUUUACAACGGCAGCAUAGCAGAGGAUUUAAUCCGAGACAUGCAGGAGGCAGGUAUUGUACGAUGGUUUUAUUCAUCAUGCUCUCUUUCAGCAUUUUCUGUCUCUGCCUGGCACUAUGAUCUAAUUACAAAAGAACAAAUCAAUUGAAUCUGCAGAGCGCUGCAGUGAUCACUCACAGACUCUGAGCUGCCGGGACGCAUUACAAGUCUCCAUUAUGUGGAGCUGAGAAGCAUUUCUUUCAGUUUUGCUCAGCAGAACCAUUUGUUUCAAUGUUUCUGCUCAGGAGGAACGAUCACGAUGCAGGACUUGGCAGCGUACAGAGUCACAGUGACGGAUGCGUGGGCUGUUCCUUUGGGAGAGUACCAGAUGUACAUCCCCCCACCCCCUGCAGGAGGCAUCAUCCUCAGCCUCGUCCUCAACAUCUUGAAAGGUUUCUGCUGCACAGACUGCAGAGCUGCUCCUCCACACUUUCACAUCACAGAGAGAAGCUUGUUAGCUGUAUUCAUGUGUUGAAUCAGUCCUGUCUCUGCUUGUUUACACUGAGUGUUGGUUGUUAAGAGAAUAUCUUCAUACACUGGAAACAGAGCGUGUUGAAACUGAACGGUUACAUGUGUUUGCACAGGUUAUCGUCUGAAUCCUUCGUCACUGUCAGGUGACAAAAAGACUCUGGCUUAUCAUCGCUAUAUUGAAGCGUUUAAGUUUGCCAACGGGAUAAAGAAACACAUCCGGGAUCCACAGUUCAGCUCAGCAGAAGUAAGUUUGACAUGAUAAUCCGGUGAGUUAAACUGCAAACAGCCUUAAACAAACGAAUCAAGUUUCAACAAAACAGCGGUGUGCAGACUGAGUAGAAACGGACUAUAAUGAUCAUAAAUAGGGCUGGGUGAUAUGGCCUCAAAUCAAUAUCACGAUAUAUUGAUCAGUUCACCUCGAUAACGAUAAAUAGACGAUAACUACUCCACAAGCUGCUCACCCCCUCCCACAUUAACUUCGUCUACUUCAGCCGCUACAACUUUUGAACCGUCCUCCAUCUCCUCACCUGUCUUUCCCUCUUUGUUACGAACUAGAAGGGGUGGAGUCACGUCUCUGACGUAGGACAGCGUCUUAAAGGGACAUGAGAUCAUAGUCUACCUACACACAUCCAAAAGCAACUUUGAUUUAUAAAUUUUUUUGACAUUGAAUAUACUGAUAUAGGUAAAAUAACAUUGGUUAUUGUCGUAAAUUUCGGUAUCUGUAAAUUUUCAAUUUAUCGCCCAGCCCUAAUCAUAAGGAUGUUCAAGAUUAGUGUCUAAAAAAACAGCCGUUUUUUGUUAAAGGUCCUAUAGGGAGUUUUUGAUGUUUAUAUAAAAGUGUUUUUUAUCAUUAAAAGCUUUUGAUUUUGGCAAAUAGAGGGUCAAACUCAUCACCCACCAGAGUAGCUUAACGCCCUUAAAGGCCACCGUCACUUAGAGUAUUUCUAUGCUAGAUGCUGCUUAUUAUUUCCACCUAUUUCUACAAAACGUCUAAAAUUCUCUUAAAACCUCAUAAAAGUGUCUCAAAUAUAAAUUUGAAAGGUCUUAAAAAUGUAUUGAUGUUACUUACAAAUAAAGAUUGAUUUGAAGUUAGUUUUUUGCCAGUAUGGAUGUUCAUGGAUCUUAAAUUGUAUUUAUUAUGGUCUUCAAAAGUCUUAAAAAGUCUUAAACUUGACUUGUUGAAACCUGCAGGAACCCUUUACGUAACUCUCCACAUAACACAGGAAGGUCAAAUACUCUGUUUUCCUGGAGUCUAAGUUAAACGUUUGAGGAUGAGUACCUCAAAAUCGCCCUCAUGCACGAUGUAAAUGAGCGUAAAUGUUCUGAGUUAAUGUCAUUGUUGCUUAGAGAGACUGAAAAGUGUGAGAGCCAAUUAGUCUCGAUAAUAAGCUCUCGCACUUCGCUGUAAUUGCUCAUACCAAUUAGUCUUUAGUGUGCAUGAGGCUCAGUGUUGCACCACUUGACCCUCACUGGGUCUCAAACAUGGAUAAAAACUCAGAUUUGUGAUGUUCACACAUGAAUCCAGACUCUCUGAACUUUAAAGUUUAUAAUCCGCAUCCUGUAACUCUGCUGCGACUACGUCAGCAAAUGUGUCCGACUUGUUAUUUUGAGAAAGGACACGCAGGACAAGAGCUUUAGAGGCAAAUCAAAAAACACCCAGAGGUCAAAAAUUGGGUUGCAAAUCUCUUUUAAACACGCAGAUCUGAUUUUUUUCAUCUCCUCUGCAAACAACAAGAAGCCCGAGUUAUGAUUAAUGCUUUAAAUGGGAAACUGGUGUUUUUUUAAUGCUUUUUACUUUGCACAGAUGGCCAAGAAAUUCACAGAGGAAAGCUUCGCCAACAACAUCCGGAGCUUGAUCAGUGACGACAAGGCCCAUGAUCCUCAGUAUUACAACAUCACGCCGCAUCUGGACAGCGUGGGCACGACGCAUGUGUCAGUGCUGGCUGAGGACGGAUCUGCUGUGUCUGUCACCAGCACCAUCAACCACAUGUCAGUCCUCUGCAGGGUUCUGCUUCAACCCUCAAAUAUUAUUGUUGGUUUGAAAGCAGAGGAUUAAGAAGAUUUAAGAGAUUAUAGAGCAAGUGUUUUUGUGUGAGAGGAAUUUGAAAAGAAAUCUCUGCAGUAAUCACAGUCCAAAGCUUUUGGUAACAGCUCUGAUAAUACACAUUGUGAAACAUAACCGCGGUACGUUUAAUGUUCCUCAGACGGCAGCAGAACAAAUCCUCUUCUUCUUCUUUUGAUUCACAGAUUCGGCUCAAAGAUCUUCUCUCCAAGGACCGGAGUCAUCCUCAACAACGAGCUGUACGACUUCUGCGGGAAAGUCGAUAACAUCUUCCCCGGUAAUCAGAUCAGCGCGACAUGUUUUUAUUUUCAUUUAACUAAAAGAGUCAACAGAUUAGCAUCAUAUGGACAGAUUAGUUUACUGAAUUACUGAGUUUAACAUCCACCUAGAAAAGCUUCAUCUCAGCACAUGAAGUUGAAGCCUCUUUAAAAGAAAAGAUUCGCAGGGACCGCUGAUAUAAAUCUGAAGGAAAUUGUUGUUUUUAUCAGAGGAGGGAUCAGCGAAAGAGAUGAAACGAAUCACUUUGACCACAGGAGCAGCAGAAACCAGCACAGACCUACAGCUGCUCUUAUUAAAGAUAAUUAGGACGACGGACUCAGACUGAUUUUAACGUGUUUUAAAAAGCAGAAAGAUGUUGACAGGAAACUAAACGUACAUGUUGUUGCUAAACCUGCAGGAUUAAGUUGUUAAAGUCGGUUAAGCAUUAAAACCCUUCUUUAGGCCGUGCCAGAAACUCUGAUUAGUCCAUCAGUCUGGUUAACUCGACACCUUACAUCUGACUGAUAUAUCUCAUCACCUGUACCCUGGAUUACUACUGGCUUUGGUGCAGAUUUCCCAUCGGAGCUGACGACCUAAAAACAUUUCCUUUAGCAGCAGCAGCAGCGUGACUAAAAUUUGAAUCAAUUCCUUAACCCAUACUCUGAGGAUCAAUAUUGAUAACCAUAAUCUUAAAUGAUGUAGGAGCCAAGUGAAACAAGGAGACCAGGCUGAUGAAAAUCUACAUAUGGAGUCGUGUGAAUGAGAUAAAAAGUCAAAAUUAGGAUAAAUGAGUCAUAAUUAUGAGCAAAAAAGUCGUAAUAGUAAAAAAGAUGUAAAAUUAUGAGAAUGUUUUUUACAAUAAUGACAAAAAAGUCAAUAUUUUAAAGAAGUGAGUCUUUAUUGUAAGUGAAAAUAAUCAGAAAGUAGGUCAGAGUUAAAUUUACGUAACAGUUAUAUAUAAUUAUGAGAUAAAAACUCUAAAAUUUGAGUUAAUCAGUCAUAAUUAUAAAUGAUAGAUGAAAAUAUGAGUCAGUAAAUCUUAAUAAUGAGACUUUUAAUCAAUAUUUUAUAUCAAAAAGUAAUAAAAAUACUAUUAAAAAGUCAAUAUAAUGAGAUAGGCAGUUCAGAUUAUAUAAUUCAUAGAAACCAAGACAUGAAUGUUUUAAUAAUCUAACUUUUUACCUCAUGAAAAUGACUUAAAAUAUCAUAAUUUGACUUUUAAUCUCAUAAUAAAUCAUUCAUUUUAUAUUUGUAAUGAUUAUUUAUCUCAUAAUUAUGACUUAUUAUUGUGUAAUUUUAAUUAUAUAUCUAAUAAUGAUGACUUAAUUUCUCAUAUUUUGAUAUCUUAUCACAUAAAUCUGACCCACUUUCUUUUGACUGUGACUUUUAAUGAUUUGAUUCUGAGUUAAUAUUCAGGAUUUAUGUGUUUUCAUGAAGGCCGCGCCUCCCUGUAGUUGUUAAAUCAGCUGUAAUGGACUUUUAUAACCACAGUGGCGUCUAUGAGAUUCACAAGAACAGAGGAGUUAGAGUAACUGAGUGUUUUUGGAAACGACCUUUGCCUUAAAUCAUGAAUCUUAGAGAAGGAGAGACUCUGAGUGAAAUGGAAAAGUUUCCUCUUUUAGCACAAAAAUGACAGAAACAUUCAAUUUUCUUUAAUUUGACGGAACAAAGGCUGAAUUUAUUUUGUAUAAAUAGUCAAGAUUUCGUUUUUGUUCGGUUGAUUUUUCUGUCUAAAAGUGAAAUAUUCAGAAAAGGAGGGAUGUUUUUUAUAUUAAGUGGUAAAAACCGUUGAAUGAAGGUGAAGUACAUGUCAGGGUCGAAUUACCGCCCUUCAUUCUCUGAUUGACGCCUUUGAUUCCCUGAUUCAAAGACACGCCGCCGCCGCUGCUGCGUGCAUUUAUAAUCAUUUCCUUUCUUCCUCUUCACAUCGACGAGUCUGUUCUGUCAGUCAAAGCUUUGUUUUGCUCGCAGGGGAGCAGCCUCCUUCCUCCAUGGCCCCCGCUGUGCUGAAGUCUCGGUCGAAGACGCUGGUGAUUGGAUCGACUGGUGGGGGAAUGAUCACGACUGGGAUGGCCUCGGUGCGUAUCAAGGGCAAUCAUACUAAGUGCUAUUAAGAUAAACGCCGCCGCCGCCUAAUGCCUCUCACUGUUGUCAUAGCGAGAGCCGUCUCCUCGAGUGUCUCCAGCGUGUCCAUAAUCCAUUCUGUAAUCAUCACUCUCCCAUCAGUCAGAUUGAAAUGUUUUGUUCUGUCUAUCCUCCAGACGCUCAUGAACCACCUCUGGUUUGGAAGGAGUCUCAAGGAGGCCAUCGCCACUCCUGUUGUUUACGUCGACUCGGAAAACUCAGUCAAGUUUGAACCAAAGUUUGACAAGGUAAUAAUUUAUCAGCCGUGAUGCUGCAUCAUGCACCGUCUCAUUAUCGAUUCUUUAUCGAUUCCUUUAUCGAUGCCUUUCUUUGAUUUAAAAAAGUAGACUAAAGGUUUUCACCGUUAACUCCAAAUUUUAUUGAGUCUCUGAUCACAGAAAAAGAUGUACGCCACCUUCAGUGAGAGCCAAUGAUAAGCAGACUUCUCUUCCUGGCUGUAAUGAACAGUUUGAUAGGAAAUAAAACCAUUUAAUCGCUAUCGUCUAAAAAUACAUUUACUCUUGUUGGUAUUUAGUCAAAUACAUGAUACGUUGUUAAGUCUGGCAUACAUUGUGUUUAUGUUAACACAGGACAUAUGUACCUGACGACCAGCGGAGAGUGUCUAAUACAUGUGACUCCUCAUAAUUGAAGCCGUGCCCCGUUGACAAAUUUUUUCUUAGUAAAAUGAAGCCACGCCUUAGAUCGUUUCUUCCUACUUUUCGUACCGUCCGACAUGUUUUUUACUCAAAAUCUCUGUUCUCAUUUGCGUAGAUUUGCUCUCGCGAGACCGUUUUUCAAGGCACCAGGAAGAAAGGAUUCGUUAAAGUCCUGGUCGACGAUCUGGGAAGCAGUUAUAAGAAAAACGGAGCCGUUGAGGCAGAUUUGAAAAAAACACUCCCACCCCCCACACACAAGAUUUCUACGCUAGCUCCAAAUAGGAUUCACCAUGUCGGAUUGUUGGUGACUAGCAGCAGUAAACACCAGCUCUGCCAGCAAACGCCAUCUGCAGCUGCCUGGUCAGCUACCGUGUUGACAUGUCAGAGACUAAUAAGAGUUAUUUAUGUAACAUGUGCCACGAUAAAAGGUGAUAAAAAUGACCUGUUCAACAAAAACUCUGCUGUCUCGGCGUCUGUUUUCACGACCAAAUCCUGGCGGAGCUUUCUCCACCGCCCUUUCUUUUGUCGACUUGUGUUUUCUUCCCACUUUAGGCGGUGGGUCGAGCAGAAGUGUUUUUUUUUUGCGUCCUUCUCCAUCACAGCUCCUGUAGCUAAGCUGCUACGCUACUUUUAGCUGAUCAGAGCUCCGAGGAGGGCCGGGAGAGUGGGAGGGGACGAGUCAGAACCACGGGAGAGGGGUGUGUCGAAUACAGCGAGCUGAUUGGAUGAAAAGGCAAAGCAGGAGAUUGACCAAUAGGAGCUGUUCGGGACGGGUGGCUCCUAUUGGUCAAUGUUUUUGCAGCCCUUCUCUUCACUUUGUGGAGAUCGCACCAUAGGACCAUGAUCGCCAUAGAAACAUGGUUCAUAAUAAUCACCAAUCUCUCCAAUCGUCAUUCAUGCCUUUAAGGGAAUCUUUAAGAUAAAACAUAAACGAUGUCGAUGGAUUGAACCGUUUUUAACUGUUUCUCAACAACUCAGUAAUUCUAUCAUAGGAAACAUUUACUCUUCAGCCUUUAUUUCUCUGUUUGUCCUCCUUUAUUCUUCAUUUCUGUACAGUUAACAUUCUCAUAUCUCACUUGUAUUUGCUGCUCGUUUAUGUUUCUCAUAUUUUGGAACAAUCCGGCGCCAGACUUUCCCUCAGGGGGAUAAUAAACCUCCAUCUUACUCCAUCUGAGCCCCUCUCCGUUUUAUCUCUUUGCCUUUCAGGAUGUGAUUGAGGGGCUGAAAGCGAUGGGGCACACACCAGGCUCUCCCAGACUUUUCUACAACGUGGUCAACGCCGUGGAGAAAGAGGACGGCUGUAUCUCCGCCGUGUCCGAUGCCAGGAAACUGGGGGAGGCGGCGGGUUACUGA